AAUGGGGAGUCUUUUUCUUGAAUCACAGGGGUGGGACAACAGCAGAAAGCCUGCCCUGAGGAGGCAGCAUCGAAGAGCCCGUAAUCUGGAUCACACAACAAUAAUGAAUGGAAACGCACCGUAGCCAAGAAAGCACAGCAACCUAGUAGGCGAACUAUUUGAAGGGAUUAUGCUGUUUUAUUGAAAGAGGAAUUCACAGCAAGAAAUGGAUUGGCCGGGUAAAUCAGAGACCAUUCUUUGGAACAGAAAGCAAUUGUACAGUACUUGUUACCUUUGAAAGUUGGAAUUAGAGUACAAUUUGAUAUACUGUAGCAAAUAGCGAACGCAUUAAAAGCAGUUAUGAUACAUUAUGAUACCCUUGAGGUGUCAUUAUUCCUAGUGGAACUUUUGAAUCGGGAGUGUUUGGAUUAAAACUUGAGUCAGUUUGGAUGUAAAAGGGAUUAGACUUCUGAUAUCUUCGGCGGAACUUUGAAAGAAGAUCCCUGGACUUUUAUUUGAUUUCAUAAGAGGAUCUGGUUAUCAUUUGCAACAUGGGAAACAUAGAGAGUGUUGAUGGACAGUCGUCGGAGAUGAAGCAUCAUAUAAUGCCACUCAAAGUGCCUAUGCCUGACCAAACGGAGUUGGAGGAGAGAUUUGCCAUAGUUUUGAAUUCCAUGAACUUGCCCCCUGACAAAGCCAGGCUCCUUCGACAGUACGACAACGAGAAGAAGUGGGACCUCAUCUGUGACCAGGAGAGGUUCCAGGUGAAAAACCCGCCUCACACCUACAUCCAGAAACUGCGAGGGUAUCUAGACCCUGGAGUCACACGAAAGAAGUUCCGCAGACGGGUCCAGGAAUCCACGAAAGUCCUGAGGGAGCUGGAGAUCUCUCUGAGGACAAACCACAUUGGGUGGGUCAGGGAGUUCCUCAACGAUGAGAACCGAGGGCUGGACAUUCUGGUCGAGUACCUCUCCUUUGCCCAGUGUGCAGUCAUGCUGGAUUUUGAGGGGCUGGAGAUGGGAGAGGAGGGCUCCCUGGACAAGACUAAGUCCUGGAGCAGGUCCAUCGAGGAUCUGCACCAGAGUGUGAGCCAGCCCUUCUGCAACACGUUGGUCCGCUCUGCACGUCAGUCUGUCCUUCGCUAUGGAAACAACACAGCAACAAACAGCAAAACCAUCAAGAACUCCCGGCUGGUCAGUCAGAAGGAUGAUGUGCACGUGUGCAUUAUGUGUUUAAGAGCAAUCAUGAACUAUCAGUAUGGCUUCAACAUGGUCAUGUCACACGCACACGCGGUCAACGAGAUUGCGCUCAGCUUGAACAACAAGAACUCACGGACAAAAGCCCUGGUCCUGGAGCUUCUAGCUGCUGUGUGUCUAGUCAGAGGAGGUCACGAGAUCAUCCUUUCAGCGUUUGACAACUUCAAAGAGGUGUGCAAAGAGAAGCAUCGCUUUGAGAAGCUGAUGGACUACUUCCGGUGUGAGGAUGGAAACAUUGACUUCAUGGUUGCUUGCAUGCAGUUCAUCAACAUUGUCGUACACUCGGUAGAAGACAUGAACUUCAGGGUUCACCUGCAAUAUGAGUUCACCAAGCUGGGACUGGAUGACUUCCUGGAGAAAUCCAAACACACCGAGAGCGAUAAGCUGUCCGUGCAGAUCCAGGCCUAUCUGGACAAUGUGUUUGACGUGGGUGGGCUCCUGGAGGAUGCAGAGACGAAGAAUGUGGCCCUGGAGAAGGUGGAUGAACUGGAGGAGCACCUAUCCCAUGUGACGGAGAAGCUCCUGGACGUGGAGAACGAGACGGUGAUGAAGGUGGCCGAUCUGGAGAAGCUGCUGCUUCAGAAGGACAAGGACCUGCAGAUCAUCAGGGAGACGUACGAGUCCACCAACACCCAGGUCAACACCCUGCGCAGGGUGAUCAAGGAGAAGGACGCCGCCUACCAGAGGCACUUCAACAUCGAGAAGCGCCUGCUGGAGCUGGAGCAGCAGGGGACCAUCCGCCUCCGCAAGAAGCCCGACGGGGACAUCGCCAUCGAGCCCCUGGUGGGGGGCGGAGGUGGGGGCGGAGGUGGGGGCGGUGGCCCUGCGGUUCCCCCGGGGGAUGUCGGGCACUUUUCGUUCGGGGCCGCAGCCAGUCUGACUGGUCCGGUCGGACCGGGAGGGCCUGAGGCCGGCCUUCCCUCAGCCACGGAAGCCCCUCCACCCCCACCACCUCCACCUCCUCCCCCUCCGCCUCUCCCCUCAGCUUCAGGAGAGAAUGCACCAAUGCCCCCACCACCCCCUCCUCUGGCCCCACCCUUACCAGGAACCUCACCCUCUGUCAUCCUCAGCUUGGGCCUAUCUGCUAUCAGGAUCAAGAAGCCAAUCAAGACCAAGUUCCGUCUGCCCGUGUUCAACUGGACCGCUCUGAAACCCAACCAGAUCAACGGCACUGUCUUCAAUGAGAUUGAUGAUGAGCGCGUCCUAGAGGAGCUGGACCUGGAGAAGUUUGAAGAGCUGUUCAAGACCAGAGCCCAGGGUCCCAUAGUGGACUUUACCUGCACUAAGAGCAAAGUGUCCCAGAAGGCUGUCAACAAGGUCAACCUGCUGGACGCCAACCGCUCCAAAAACCUGGCCAUCACCCUCCGCAAAGCCCACAAGAGCACGGAGGAGAUCUGCAAAGCCAUCGAGAAGUUCGACUUGAAGGCCUUGCCGGUGGACUUCAUGGAGUGCCUGAUGCGUUUCCUGCCCACGGAGACGGAGACCAAGAUGAUGCGUCAGUACGAGCGGGAGAGGCGCCCCGUGGACCAGCUGGCCGAGGAGGACCGCUUCAUGCUGCACUUCAGCAAGAUCGAGAGGCUCACCCAGCGCAUGAAUAUCAUCACCUUCGUGGGCAACUUCUCGGACAGCGUCAACAUGCUCACCCCCCAGCUCAACGCCAUCAUCGCCGCGUCCGCCUCCGUCAAGUCCUCGCCCAAGCUGAAGAGAAUGCUCGAGAUCAUCUUAGCUUUGGGAAACUACAUGAACAGCAGCAAGAGAGGUUCAGUGUACGGGUUCAAGCUGCAGAGUCUCGACCUGCUGCUGGACACCAAGUCGACGGACAGGAAGAUGACUCUGCUCCACUACAUCGCUCUCACGGUGAAGGAGAAAUACCCGGAGCUCGCCAACUUUUUCAACGAGCUGCAUUUCGUGGACAAAGCUGCAGCAGUGUCAUUGGAGAACGUGUUGCUGGACGUGCGGGAGCUCGGGAAAGGCAUGGACCUGAUCAGGCGAGAGUGCAGCCUCCAUGACCACUCUGUCCUCAAGGGCUUCCUCCAGACCAGUGACACCCAGCUGGACAAGGUGCAGAAGGACGCCAAGAUGGCCGAGGAGGCCUUUAACAAUGUGGUGAACUACUUCGGGGAGAGUUCCAAGACGACCCCUCCGUCGGUGUUCUUCCCUGUGUUUGUGCGCUUCAUCAAGGCCUACAAGGACGCAGUGGAGGACAAUGACCAGAGGAAGAGGCAGGAGGAAGCCAUGAGGGAGAAGCUACUGGCACAAGAGGCCAAACAGCAGGACCCCAAGGUCCAGGCCCACAAGAAGAGACAGCAGCAGAACGAGCUCAUCGCGGAGCUGCGUAAGAGACAGGCCAAGGACCACCGGCCGGUGUACGAGGGCAAGGACGGCACCAUCGAGGACAUCAUCACAGCCCAACAGAAGAUUAAUGACAGUAUAUAUUUCCAGUCCUAAAGCUCGGGUAAGGAAGGCAGUCUCACGCCCCAGCCUGCUUGGCUCUGAGCUCAUGUCUGCCUGUGCUGUCAGCUGCUUCAGCAAUGCGCUUCAGAUGCAGAAUACUCUCCACAGCAGACACAGCUAAUCUGAAUGAUAGUUUGACAGUGGACAAUACAGAGCUUCCCCUAACAGUGCCUUUGCUGCUAUGACAAUCAAAUAGCCCCAGUUAUAAAUUGUUCUUCCGCAUUUCAAAUGGUCUUAGUCUCCCUUUCCCUAAAGAGAAGCAAAAGUUAAAACCUCAGGCCUUUUUCCCCCCCACCAUCUGUUUUUGCCUUCCAGGAAGGAUCCUAAGAGGUAGUAUAGUUCCAGGUCUUUCUACUAUCCAUUGUUCCAACUCCUCAGGUCACCUCCAUUGUCACCCCCCCAUUUGUGUUGCAUGUUGUCAGUGUCAAUCCCCCGCUCACCUGUCAACAGUGUCUGCCAUGUUGUGUCCUUGCUAACUGUGUUUUGCGUUGUGCCAAACAGCUCUGUGGUCGACAAGCUUCUCGGGGUUACAUGUAGAGAAAGAUCAACAUGUUUACUCAUAAAUAAUCAUAGGAUUAUAAUCAUAGCCAACAUUUGAGAUUGUUAGGUGGGUGUUAGCCACUCUCUAGCACAGAACCUCCAGGAGUUUGUUGACUGCCAUGACUGUAUUCUGAUCAAACUGUUGAAUGUUGUGUUGCUACUGUGUCUGUGUCACAAUUACACAAUGAAUAAAAUCCAAUAGCCUUAGAUUCCAUUUUCAGUAGUGCCAUUCUUCCACAUUUUGGUAUUGAAAUUCAAAGCCAUAGGAUGUAGUCAUUCUCUGGAUGAUUUCUUCCAUUUCUUCCAAUUAGUAUUUUUUCAAGAUAUACAAGUCAUCCACAUAUGCACAUAGUCAUACACCAUUCUGGCACCUUCACAGAAAAUGACCAAAUAAGUUUGUUUGUUGUUACCAAUUCAUGUAGUCCCAAACCUGAGAUUGACUCCAUGAUGGGACCAGAGGUUGUUCCCCGUGUUAACAUGUGUCCUCCCUGUGUCUCACCCCUCUCUCCCUCACCCACUCACAGAUCUCCGCAGCCAGCCUUUCCUGCGAGCCGACGCGCUGAUCCGGAGCGGCUGGAAGAGACCCUAAACCACUUGUUUCCACCCUCUAAACCCCCCUACCCAUGUUGUAACCCCCUCCGUGGUCCCACCCACCCCUGAGGCUGCAGCUCACAAAGACUGAGAAGGGCACAGGAGUGAACCAAUGACCCUUAUCUCACAGGGGUAUUUAUUUAUUUAUGGAGAUCCUUAAUUGAGAUUCUGAAGGAGCAGGUGUACUAGUAAAAGCACAGACAUCAGGUGGGCUACUCUCCUCUUAUUGAAAACACUCUGACACACACACACACACACUCAGAGUUGAAGAUGGAAACUGCAGUGUGUCUGCGCUGCACGCGAGAAUUGGCAGAGAUCUAAGAGAGCUGGGCCAAAGACAGGCUGAUCUCACCAGACUUCUGGACACUACGGACACACGAGCCUUCCAAAGCGGAUCUUCACUCCAUCAUCAUGCCUUUCCAAACAUUGUGCAAUCCUAGGAAGAUAGAGACUGGGAGGCCGAGCAUACAGCGUGUCUCCUUAGAUCUGGAAAGGCUGCUUCACACCAUCCUCGACUUGCCUUCACAAGACAUCCUAUUACAGGUUUUAGAAGACAUAUGAUCCUGAUUGUUGGAAGCAAUUUACUGAACAUACCUAGACUGAAGUAUGUUCCAUGUUUCAGUACAGCCUACUUUGGUCAUUAUCUUUCAUCUAGGAGAAAGCUCAUUCACUCAAGUCAUUGAUUUUUGUUUCGUUUCUUAAGACAAGCUAGCCAAACCAAACUUCCUCUUGUGUCUUUCUUACUUUGCUAAAGAAGUGCCUUUUGUGUAGACAGUAUUAUUGUUUUGUGAAUCAGCCAUACUUUGUAUCCUUGAAGUCUUUUGGUUCAAGAUUGUAUGUUUAAUUGCCUUGUAUUAUAAAGUUUCUGCUGAAUACUGUAAAGUUAAUAUGCAAUGGAUAGAAGUUAAACCCCUGAAACAAUAACUUAAAAUGAUUCAAUUCAGUUCAGUUUCUAAUUAAUCUCAUGUCUUUCCUAAAUUCUUCUGGGUUUUUGACAUUCCUUUGUUUGUGGAUACCUCUCAAUUACCUCCUGGGAUUUGGACUCACACUUAAUCAAACCCACAGCCACAACACCUUAGGGAAGAGCUCUGUUUAUGAAGAAGAAAAAAUAACUGUCAAGUUGGUCUUAACGAUGUGUACCUGACGACACUUUCUGUCCCCCUGUUGGUGACACAUAGGAAGUGAUUAACAAACUGAAUGAAGAUGAUUCUUUAAUGACUGUUACGUUUACAAGUUCCAGAAGAUAAACUUACCUGAAAGAGGAGGUAUGCAUUCCUUUUCAGAGUCCAAACAUGUUUUUAAAGCUUUCUGUCUUUCAGGGUUAUAAAAAUGACAUUUCCGUUUUUAAUAGCCAUCGAGGAAGCAAAAUGAUUGUGCACUCUGAAACUUACAAUCUGUGUGUAUCCGUAUGGCAUUUCCGGUAAAGGGACAGACCAUAUUACACUACUUACAAUGCCUUAACUUUGAAUGAGAUACUUUUAUGGUGGACAUUUUGAUCAUGUUAAUGUACAUUUCAUGCAAAUCAUUGACUCAAAGCCUUUCUAUGUUUGUUUUUUUAAAGAAUGCAAUUGUGCCUCUU
This is a messenger RNA of Hypomesus transpacificus, 6399 nucleotides long. RefSeq names its product formin-like 3 (gene fmnl3). The transcript has 25 exons. Gene Ontology annotation, biological process: cortical actin cytoskeleton organization; regulation of cell shape; cell migration. The coding region runs from base 531 to 3683 and encodes 1050 amino acids. The record is from RefSeq and is a predicted model, not a curated record. Gene Ontology annotation, cellular component: cytosol. Gene Ontology annotation, molecular function: small GTPase binding; actin filament binding. Lineage: Eukaryota; Metazoa; Chordata; Actinopteri; Osmeriformes; Osmeridae.